AUGGGACAAUUGAGCUUGAAGCUUGCGGGACAACUUAGAUUCGUUGGUGCCAUUUAUUUCUGUCCCGUCAUCAAAUGGCGAAAAGGCCUGUUGUAUCCGAAAAUCAAGCAAACAGAGGAAGGAAAAGGGCAAGAAGAGGAAGCAGAGGAAGUUCCGGAAGUGACUGAUGUUGAUUCCAACAAGGCUUCUCGUCUGGAGAGUGAUCGAAGUCCUAUGCAAUCUUCUACUCAAGAGAAGGACCAUUUUCCCUGGGAUCGACUACCGCACGAGUUGCGAAUAAAAAUUCUGCGCAAUCUCCGGCCAAGAGAUCUUGACAGCUGUCGUUUGCUAAAUCGAGAGACGUCCGAGCUUAUUCGUCGUAACAAGCGAUUGUUGGAAAGAAGUGUUAUUGCUCACUUG
This is a messenger RNA of Ostertagia ostertagi, 399 nucleotides long. The record is from the annotation of a GenBank genome assembly. NCBI's taxonomy places the organism in Eukaryota, Metazoa, Nematoda, Chromadorea, Rhabditida, Trichostrongylidae.